This is a messenger RNA of Zingiber officinale, 1355 nucleotides long. RefSeq names its product stress-response A/B barrel domain-containing protein UP3-like. The coding region runs from base 114 to 941 and encodes 275 amino acids. The record is from RefSeq and is a predicted model, not a curated record. The transcript has 2 exons. NCBI's taxonomy places the organism in Eukaryota, Viridiplantae, Streptophyta, Magnoliopsida, Zingiberales, Zingiberaceae.
CUCGGACCGGCGUCGCUAUCGAAACCCACUCCAUCUCUAAUCCAACGGGCGGAGGACGAGACCGCCGACAACAACCGCAUAGCUGGGUGCAUCUGUAACUUCAGACAAAGCCCAUGGCGUGUCUGAAAACCUUCCCUUAUCUUCACCGCUCUCGCUCUCUCAUCGGCUUUGGAUCCCUCUUUUGUUCACCUCGCCUCUCGUGCUCACCCCAUCGCCGGCUCUUCGCCACGCCAUCCUCCGCCUCCUCCUCUUCCUCCUUGCUCAACAGCGCUGGCAUGGCUGCCGUCUCCAUCGUCGAGCAUGUGGUCCUCUUCAAGGUCCGAGACUCCACUGAACUGUCCAAGAUCGACGCCAUGAUGUCCGGUCUGCAAUCCUUGGCCUCUCUCGAUGUCGUGACCCACCUCACCGCUGGUCCCAUCCUCCGCCACCGAUCCGAAGCCGCCUCCGCCGCCGGGUUCACCCACUUGCUCCACUGCCGCUACCGAUCCAAAGACGACCUAGCGACCUACUCCGGCCACCCUUCCCACGUGGCCGUCGUCAAGGAACUCGUCCUCCCCAUCAGCGAUGACAUCAUGGCUGUUGAUUGGGUCGUCGAUCUCGAUGGCCCGGUGCUGCCGCCGCCAGGGUCGGCGAUGCGGCUCACCCUCGCGAAGCCGAAGGAGGGUGCUGCAGCGGAACUCAUUGAGACGCUAGGGAAGGUCAAGGUCUCGGCUCCAGCUGCGGUCACGCAGGUGAGUUUCGGGGAAAACUUCUCGCCGGCAAGGGCCAAGGGGUACGGCGUGGGCCUUCUGACGUUCUUUCGUAGUCUAGAGGCGCUCGACGCGAUGGAUGCAGGACAGAAGGACUUGGUAGAUUCGGUGAAGGAGAAGGUCAGGCCGCUCCUGGAGAGCUUCAUUGUGCUUGAUUUUGUGCUUCCGCCUCCAACUGCGGCUAACCUUUGAUGCUUCUUCACCCACAAUCCACAGAGGGAAUAGGGAUCGGAAUGCCUUUGGGAAAAAAAUGUGAAGUAUAGAAGGUAGAAGGGCUGAUAGAUGGAGAGUGAUACUAUUUGAUGCGUGUUGUGGCACAAGUAAAACUGUAAAAGAGCCAAGAGUUUAAUCAAAAGGGGACAAGGUCAAAAUGUCAAGCAGUUACUUAUGGACCAAGAAGUAACAGGUCUUCAGGUUUUUGCCAAUGUGGUUUCUUGGUUUGACAAGUGAUACUGCUUGGAAGAAGCUUAAUGACUAGAAAAGAUCUUUGGAAGUUUGACUCCAAGCAGUUGGGGACAUUGUGAUUAGUUGUUACAAUAGAUUCUAUCUGUUUCUUCCCUUCCAACUUUUUAAUAGUUGAGUUGUACGAUACCGAUAUCGAUUUUU